GUUGUCACCAGCAGCUUCACCAUCCUCCCACAUCACAACACUGAAUCUGUAACUACAACACAAUGGGGCUGUAAUGUCACCGGCGAGCGAGACUAGAGCAUCUUCUCAAGUGUACUGAAUCUGUGUAUGGAUUUAAUGAUGAUGAAAAAGAAGAAAUUCAAGUUCAAGGUGGAUUUUGAGCUGGACGAGCUCUCGUCAGUCCCCUUUGUGAACGGUGUCCUCUUUUGUAAAGUAAGACUACUGGACGGCGGGUUCUCCGAAGAGUCUUCUCGAGAGCCAGUGCAGGCCAACUGUGUUCGAUGGAGGAAACGGUUCUCUUUCCCCUGCAAGAUGAGUGCCAAUGCAGGGACAGGUGUACUGGACCCAUGUGUGUGUCGUGUGUCUGUCAGAAAGGAGCUGAAGGGUGGGAAGACAUAUGCAAAGCUUGGUUUUGCAGAUCUGAAUUUAGCAGAGUUUGCCGGCUCAGGGAAUACAACCCGCAGAUGUCUGCUGGAAGGCUACGAUACCAAAAAUACUCGCCAGGAUAACUCCAUUCUCAAGGUCAUCAUCAGUACACAGCUCAUGUCAGGGGAUCCCUGUUUUAAAACGCCUCCCUCCACAGCCACAGUGAUCGGGAUCCAGGGUGAUGGAGAAAGCCUGCUGGAGGAGAGGAGGGGAGGGGAUUCACAAAAAGGCUGUUCUGCAGAGAGUCGAGAAGGGAAGUGUCCUGUUGUUUCCGAUGAGAUUGGGGGCUGCGGCCACUCCCGAACAUCCAGCUACGCCAGCCAACAGUCCAAACUCUCAGGCUACAGCACAGGUCACUCCCGCUCCUCUAGCAUGUCAGAGUUCAGCCACCGGAGAAACCAUUCAGUGGGCAGUGCCUCAACGGGUAUCGGCAGCAUCCCAGAGCCUUGUGAGGACCGGGAAAGAGAGUCCAGACCCCGUCCUGCUCUACCUGAACACCCAGUUCCCACCGCCACCACUAGCAACCCAGCGGGUACACCAGUACGGAGCGCCUCAUCCUGUGAACGACUCAACAGACACCCAGUGAAGCAGGACUCCAUGGAGUCUCAGCUAAAGAGAAUGGACGACACACGUGUGGAUGCUGAUGAUGUUGUGGAAAAGAUUCUCCAGAGUCAAGACUUCACACCCAGCCUACUAGACUCCAGUGCUGAAGAGGAAGGCUUGCGUUUGUUUGUUGGUCCUGGGGGAAGCACAGCCCUUGGAAGCCAUCACCUUCCCACCAGGGUUGGUGGUGGAGCGUAUGAGCAAGUGGUGAUAAAGCGUUAAACCCACAGCCUGUCACAGGCGGACUGACACUGCUUACAUCAUAAAAACUGAUGCAAGGCUGUGUUCAUUUUAAUCUGCAUUCCUACAGCACACACGUUACCUGAUCAGCACCGUGUCUGACCUAAUUACUCUGAACAGUAGACAUUACAACAGUGCACUCCUGUGUUUAAAUCUCCUCCAUGACACUGUAGCUCCCUGAUAGAUUUUUAAGAGCAAGAGGUAGACAGUUAUAAUCUCAGUGUAAACACACAGAUGUGAAUUAAGAGAGAAGGAACACUGACCAGAUCGUUCAAAACAUUUCACUGAAACUGUCCACUCCUGGGUGUAGAAACCAAACCCAUUUUAAACUGUUAGGAAGUAGAAGGAAACUUUCUAAUGGGAGGACACCAGGACAGACUGCGUGUGAAUCAGAAUGAACUGAAAUCUACACUGAAGAGGAGUAUGCUAUGCGUUUUCAAUACAUUCCUUUUGUCUCUGUGUUUGUUUUGGACGUACUUUUCAAAUAGGACGUUCUAUUUAAUAUUUGCCCAUAAGCUGCUAAAAAGCUAUAGUUGUUGGCAGUCUGACAACUGUUGGCGUUUUGAAGGUGAGAAUAUUUUACUACAAAGACAAGGCAUCAGACAUCAGAGGGCUGUGAGUGAGUCAGUGUGUGUCUGCUAGACACAACACCACUUUUAUUAGUAACAGUUAUUAGGUAAGUAAUGCUAUUAUGGGUACUUGCAAAGACAAAGCGUGAGAACAUGACAGUUUGUUUGUCCAUGGUCGCACCCCCUUGAGCUCUGGCAUACCAAUCAUUGCUGGUUGGCAUAAAACACCGUUACCUGUUCACCAGCACAGGAAUGUCGCCACAGGCAGUAAAAACUUUGUUACACUGCGAAUACAGAGAGAUUUAACAGGUGGCGAUAGGCUUAGGUAACUAUCUCAGCAGGUCUCAGUAACUUCCAUCUUUUCUUAGGAAAACUACCUUUAAACCACAUAUUUUAAAUGUUUUAAAAUAGUAAAUUAUGUUGAUUUCAAUAUAAAUAUAUUAAUAGGUGUACAGACACCCAGCAAACAGAUCCAUUUAAUUCCUAUAAUCUAUAAAUAAUAAAAAUAAAGUUUAUUUUCUUAAAGUAGUUUAAAAGGAAGAGAAAGCUGAAAGAAUACACUGUUGAUAUAUACAGCGUUUUCCCCUCAAAGAUCAUUUUCCAAAUGCAGAGUGCAGCUUCUGCUUUUUUGUUUUCCUUUUUUUCCUCCAGGUGUUAUGUAGGUCCUAUGGCAUUGAUUUUUAGGGGUAAAAUAAUCAGCCUAAAAUGUACAAAUUAAGAUAUAUAGCUUCUGUUAGUAACGCAGUUUGCCAGCCCUCUAAUUUAUUGCUUCUGUAAGUUAUUUCUCUCUGCCUUUGUAGGACAGUGAAUACAGAGAUAAUAGGGGCUUCUAUGAUGAACAUUGAAGAGCAUUUGUCUAAUGCCCAGCAUCUCUGUUACGUAUCUAUUGUGUACCUGCUAGUGUUGUAGUCAAGACCAAGACCAGAGUUUAUCGAGACUGAGACAAGACCAAGACUUUUAGGGGCUGAGAGCAGUCGAGACCAAGACCGAGGGAGGGCGAGACCGCAUCAAGACCAAGACCAG
This is a messenger RNA of Micropterus salmoides (largemouth bass), 2879 nucleotides long. It is a transcript of the gene eeig2b, whose product is annotated as family with sequence similarity 102 member Bb. Lineage: Eukaryota; Metazoa; Chordata; Actinopteri; Centrarchiformes; Centrarchidae. The record is from RefSeq and is a predicted model, not a curated record. The transcript has 11 exons. The coding region runs from base 127 to 1269 and encodes 380 amino acids.